Molecule: messenger RNA, 6295 nt
Organism: Rhincodon typus (whale shark)
Lineage: Eukaryota; Metazoa; Chordata; Chondrichthyes; Orectolobiformes; Rhincodontidae
Gene: pcsk5b
Product: proprotein convertase subtilisin/kexin type 5b
Exons: 21
Coding region: 446-3175 (909 amino acids)
Biological process (GO): peptide hormone processing
Cellular component (GO): trans-Golgi network; Golgi membrane
Molecular function (GO): serine-type endopeptidase activity
Source: RefSeq, a predicted model, not a curated record
CUUAUCUGAGUGAGGAACAGAAGAACCAGCGAGUUGCAAGCAGUACGUUUACACACACACAGCUCUAUGUAUUUAACACACAGGCGCGCACAGAGGUAGAGCUACACAGACACAAUAGCCGCACCGGUGGGAAGCACAGCAGCUCAUAAAUCUGCUCAGGUCCGCGGAGCACAUCCAAACCCCAGGCACUGACUGACUAGCGCUCCAGCCUCACUGUCUUUCUUUUCACCUGGUUUAUCAUCAAAAGCCCGACGAAACGCGAAAGAAAGAUUCAUGAAGAGCGGACGCUUUUUGGUGGAGUGGGCGAGUUUGUUUAAACAGGAUUUAGACUUGAGAAGACACACGCUUUAUCUGCCCGGCUGUACAAUUUAACACGGAAAUUGAGUGCGAGGGUCUGGAUUUAAGGUGUUUCUGUUAAAAAGAAAAAAACAAAAUCCCCCAAAAGAUGGGUCAAGCGCCGAAGUGGUGCUGGGAUCUUGUCUUGUCGCUGGUGUUAUUUCUAGGGGUUCUACUGCCCUUUUCGAGAACUCUGAUGUACACCAACCACUGGGCUGUGAGGAUAACCGGAGACAGUGAAGAGGCCAAUGCAAUAGCAAGUAAAUACGGAUACAGAAACUUGGGACAGAUUGGGUCCUUGAAAGACUACUACCACUUUUACCACAGUAGGACAAUGAAACGAUCAACAAUCUCUAGUAGAGGAACUCAUAGCUUCAUUUCAUUGGAACCAAAGGUGGAAUGGAUACAGCAGCAGGUGGUAAAACGACGAAUAAAGAGAGAUUUUAAAGCUGGAGCUCCUCAGUAUCCUUACUUCAAUGAUCCUAAAUGGUCAAGCAUGUGGUACAUACACUGCAAUGACGAUACUCAUCACUGCCAAUCAGAUAUGAACAUAGUAGGUGCUUGGCGGAGGGGCUAUACAGGUCGAAAUGUUGUGGUAACAAUUCUGGAUGAUGGCAUUGAGAGGAACCACCCUGACUUGCAACAGAAUUAUGAUCAAAUGGCUAGCUUUGAUGUCAAUGGAAAUGACUGGGAUCCCAUGCCUCGCUAUGAUGCCAGCAAUGAGAACAAGCAUGGGACCCGAUGUGCAGGAGAAGUAGCUGCUGUUGCAAACAAUUCGCAUUGCACGAUAGGAGUUGCUUACAAUGCCAAGAUUGGAGGUGUUCGCAUGCUGGAUGGUGAUGUGACAGAUAUGGUGGAAGCAAAGUCUCUCAGUUUGAGCCCUCAGCACAUUGACAUCUACAGUGCCAGCUGGGGACCAGAUGAUGAUGGAAAGACUGUGGAUGGCCCAGCAUCCCUUGCAAUACGGGCCUUUGAGAAUGGCAUCAGACAAGGCCGUGGAGGUUUGGGUUCUAUAUAUGUGUGGGCAUCUGGUAAUGGUGGCCGUAGCCGAGAUCACUGUUCCUGCGAUGGUUAUACCAAUAGCAUCUAUACAAUCUCCAUUAGUAGUACGGCUGAGAGUGGGAAGAAGCCUUGGUACUUGGAGGAAUGUUCAUCAACCCUUGCUACUACUUAUAGCAGUGGAGAGUCUUAUGAUAGAAAAAUAAUCACAACUGACCUCCGGCAGCGAUGUACUGACAGUCACACAGGAACAUCUGCUUCAGCACCAAUGGCUGCUGGGAUUAUUGCACUGGCACUGGAAGCAAACCCUUACCUGAAUUGGAGGGACGUGCAGCAUAUCAUUGUAAGAACAUCACGCUCUGGCCAUCUGAACGCUCCAGACUGGAAGAGCAAUGCUGCUGGAUACAGAGUGAGCCACUUAUAUGGAUUUGGAUUAAUGGAUGCAGAAGCUAUGGUGAAAGAAGCAGAACGUUGGAAAUCAGUCCCACCCCAACAUAGCUGUGUGGAGAACCCAGACAAACAAAGCAGAACUAUCCGUCCUGAACAUCAUGUAAGAGCAGUCUACAAAGCCACUGGCUGUUUAGACAAUGCAAACCACCGUGUGAUUUACCUGGAACACGUUGUUGUCCGAGUUACUAUUUCUCACCCUCGACGAGGUGACCUGGCAAUAUACCUGACCUCUCCAUCUGGAACAAAGUCUCAGCUCUUGUCUAACAGGUUGUUUGAUCAUUCCAUGGAAGGGUUUAAAAGUUGGGAAUUCAUGACUACUCAUUGCUGGGGUGAAAAAGCAGCAGGUGACUGGAUCCUUGAAAUUCAUGACAGUCCUUCGCAACUCCGAAACUUCAAAACACCAGGUAAACUGAAGGAAUGGUCUCUUGUACUUCAUGGCACAUCAAUCCAUCCAUACACUUCUUUCUAUACAAGGUUAGAUCAACUAAAGGUGCGAUCCAGUCCAAGGGAAGAUGUCUCUGAUGACUAUGCAGAUGAGUACACCGGACCCUGUCACACUGAAUGUAUUAAUGGUUGUGAUGGACCUGGGCCUCAACAAUGCAUUGAUUGUUUGCAUUACUUCCUCAAGUUUAAAAACAACACAAGAACUUGUGUUCCUGAAUGUCCAAAUGGAUUCUUUGGUGAUGAGAAGAAACGUUGUAAAAAGUGCUGGUCAAUCUGUGAUGCAUGUGUAGGAAGCCGGAGUGACCAAUGCACAGCCUGUAAAACUGGCUACCACUUAAAUGAAGAGACUAAUGUCUGCAUACCUAACUGCUCAGAUAGUUUCUACCUCGAUAAACGUGAUAAUAUGUGUAGAAGAUGUAGUGAGAACUGCAGGAAAUGUAGUGCAUUACACCACUGUACAGAUUGCAAACCAGGCUGGAGGCUGCAAGGACCAAAGUGUGUUUUCAGUUGUGAUGCUGGAACUUACUUUAAUUCUAUGAGCAGGGAGUGUGAGAAAUGUCAUGUAUCCUGCGCAACAUGUGCAGGUCCAGGCCAAGAGUCCUGUACACAGUGUGCUGCAGCUUACUACCUGGAGGAAUGGAGAUGUGUGCUGAGUUGCAGUCUUGGCUACUAUAUAGAUCAGACAUCUGAAAAUGGUGAAAAAACAUGCAGGAGGUGUGAUGCAAGCUGUUUAACUUGUGCCGGCCAGGGAGAAAGAAACUGCAGUACCUGUCCAAGUGGGUAUAAUCUCGAGGGGGGAGUCUGUGUGGUUGGUACCGUUUGUAAAGAUGCAACGGAAGAAUCGUGGGCCGAGGGAAGUUUCUGCGUCCUGGUGAAAAAGAACAGCCUUUGCCAACGAAAAGUGCUUCAACAACUGUGUUGCAGAACAUGUUCACUUAAAGGUUGAACAGAUGACCACAGGGUUUCCCCCUCCUUUGCUCCUGUAUGCACACAUGUAAAUUCUUUUAAUAUUAAAAAAUAGAAAGCCACCCUUUCUCCUCCUCCAAGCAGGUGGGGAACUGUGUGACAGAACUUUUAUUGGUGAAGCAAUUACAACAGACCUACCUUUCACUUCAGGUGUUUACUGUCUGACAUCUGGAAUAACUAACUUGUCAGUAUUUUACUUUUAUGACCAAAGCGUGUAAUGCCAAACUUUCUAUUUGAAAUGAGAUGUAUGAUUUUCUCUCCAUCUCCCACUGUCAAACCCUCCCACCCACUCUUCAAACUCCAUCCCAAUAGCCCCAAGUUGAGGAUUUGCUUUUCGGAAGGAUUUUCUUUCCUGGUUAUUUUUGUACAAUAUUGAAAAGUUUACAUGAUUCCCAAAUUGGCAGGUUAGUAAAUGAAUUGGUGUUUACAUUUUAAAAAUAGAUACUUAGAGAAAUUCAGACCCCACCAGACACUCAAAUAUCAAUAUUGGGUGAUUCCAGUUUAGUAUGGACAGGUAUGUAGGUGGGAAAUUAUAUACAUCUUUCUAGCUGGGGAACAACAAACUGCUAAUCUGCAUGUUCAUAUUAAACCUCUUCUGCAAAAAUAACUUGUAAAGUUCAUUCUAUUUAAACUUUUAAUCAACAUUAACUAACCACCUGAAGCUUUCAGUAUAUCGGUCCUGGCUUGUAUGAUGCUGAUGAUAAUGCUGGUGUCAGUGAUGGAAAAUGCUGACAUUCAUAUCAAUGUUCAUGGUAAUGAUUGUCAUAGAAUGUUUCAAAAAUAGAAGACAGCAGUUCAUGAAGCAAUCUCCCCUUUCAAUCUGCAGUGAGUUGUUGGCGCUCAAUAAUCAUGCCAUUAAAGCAAAACCUAGUAAUGUCUUUUUGGCUGCAAGUACUGACAAAUUAAUCUGCAUUCGACUAAUAUUCUUUGUUACACAAAGCUUGAUUUCCUUCUCUCUUGUCCAAACUUAUUUGUUUUUGCUCUGCCCUGGCGUGUUUAUCAUUUUUACUGUUUAAAUACUGACUGGAAGUUUCUAAUUUUCUGGAAUUUUAGACCAUACCGUUUUCAAUAAUUUAGGAUUACUCACACAAACCUUUUCGAUUACCAAAAUCAGCAGUAAUGGCCAUGAAAGUAUAUGCUCAAACUGUGAUUUGUACACAGAUAUGUAUCAAAAUAAACCUAGUUUUAUGUAGACCAAAAUUUGUCCAAAUUGAACCGAGAUAAGCUGAUGCAGGUAAUCGAAGUCUAACCCCAUCUUUCUGUGCAGUUAAACACCUGCACAGAAUGGUAUUUUACUGCCAGAAAGAUUGCACAUUUCAAAUUCUUUACUAAUCUUCAGUUGUCAUGCCACUCACACCUGUAUAGAUCUCUGGGCUUUAGUCUCUGUUAAUAUGGUCAAUAAAGUGGACUGAUGAGCAUGGUGAACAGGUUGUCAGACAUGUCUGCUAAGAUGGAAAAAAAAAAUCAAGUUCUCAGGUGCAUUGCGCGUAUGGCGUGGCUCGUUAGCUUUGGGCUGAAAUAAAUUCUAAAAUCGCAUGUUUGUGUGCAUUUACAAGAAAAUCUUUCACUUCAGAUUAAGACUGUAGAAAUAGGCCAGCUAAAUUUAAUGUGCAACGCAGUAUGUUGCACUAAUGGUGCUUGGAACGUAUGGUGACCUGUGUAGGUGUGACUGCAGCUCGUCUUCAGGGGAAUUUGCUCCCUUUCUAAGGCACAGGGAAAGAAAGCCCGAUAAUGAGAGCUUGGGCUUCUGAAAAUGUUAGAUCUCAUUGGCUGGUGAAGCUUAAGGUUCUACCUCGCAGCACACUCCCUUCUACCAUAGUCAAGUUUAACCUAAAACUUGGAAUGACAGCAGCAUAGGUGUUGGAAAAGCUCCUUUACCUUAAAGGGAGUUGUGUUAUCAAAAAUCUGUGGUGUACAGGACAAACUCAAGCUAAGACAAUGGAACAAACUGCUGUUUUGUAUGCUGUGGGCAUGGAGACCUCUUUGCUCAAGGGCAGCGAGAGCUUGCCUUUAUUGAUACAUGCUGUUUUUGUUGAUUUUCAAAUGUUUGUGAAAGGAUUGGUGUAUGGCAAGACUAGAAGAGGAAAUUCACAAUGAAUUUGGAAAGCAACCCUACUUUUUUUUUGUCUCUUCCCUGUUCUCCCUACUGCAGCCCUCCCAUAAAUGGUGCUGAUUUUUGAUUUGACUAAUGAUGGUGUAGUUUUCCUAAUUCAUUGCACUAAAUGUUUUCUAAUUUCUUACACUGAUGUCUGCAGUGAUUUUGAAAUUCUGCUUGGCCUAUUCCAAUUUAUUAUUACACACUCAUCACAUGUACCGUACCCAACAAAAAUCUGAGCUCUCAAGAUCCUUUUUUACCCCUUGCCACCUCCAGUGUGCAAGUAUAUUUGAUGAAACCCAUUUAACUGAACCAAGGCUUUGACAGUGCAUAAAAGAAUGUUGCUUCCCUAUGAUCCCUUACAACAAAUGUGGAGCAAGCAUAUUCCCACAUUGCACUGAGCUAUUGGUUAUCAUUGUCGGAUUAAAGGGACCCCCCACCCCCACCCCCUUAUAGCUUAUCAUUCCUUGAAGUUGAUAUUUAAUGAGAAAGAAAUGGAAAUUUUUUCUAAUUGUUCCUUUUAUUAUAUGUGCAUUAGCUCCACUAUUUAAAUACCGCCUUGGUCUCAUGGUUUUUAAUUAAAUUUUAACUUGGUCUGAUUUGUUUAAACUUAAGUAAAAUAUGUAUUCAUCAUAAUGGACAUGGAUUGUAAAGAUUUUGUCAGAUGCUAGCAAAAUGAAACACUAAUACGACAAAACAGGCGAUAAUCUAGUUUACAUUUAGCAUAGUGUCAUUGUCAUUGAAUUCAAGAUCACGUUUACUGAUGGUUACUGUACAUGUGUAAAAUGCUCAGUCAUUAUGUGUAAAAUAUUGUAGUCCUGUUGUAUUGGAUAAUGCCAAAAAUCAGUAAUUCCAUAUUUUAUUUUUGCUAUUAAAUUAACCUUAAUUUCAUAUUUCAGUCUUGGAAAAAUCUUAUUAAAAGUCUUGUUUAGAAUAUCACUGUGUGCAAAAGAGCUUUCUAUGUUUUAAAAAUAUGUAGUUUGAUAGUUUUAACUGUAAAAUGAA